GACCAUUAAACAUUGAGGGUAUUUCUGCACUGAAAUUUUGAUAUCAAGCAGACAGACAAUGCUUUUUAGGUUUAUUACAUCAAAGUAUUACACUUAUUUAUUAUUGUUAUGGAUGCUGUUCUUUCUAUACUCAAGCCAUGUUUCAGGAGAAGAAAGUUUUCAGACAAUUUAUUCAGUUGGGAAGACCGUUUUUCUCAGUGUGAGAGAGAACAUAUCCAUUUCAGACACCGAUGACGUGCACUGGGUUUUUGGAAAUAUUUCACGUAUAAGGUGGAAAGAAGGAAACAUUUCUAACCCGAAGACACACAAAUAUGAUAUAUUUAAAAACGGCACACUCAAGAUCUGUGAUGGAAGCAAAGCAGACUCAGGACUGUACAACUUAAUAAUAUACAACAAAUUAGGGAAGAAAAUUACCAACCAAACAACUGAAAUCAUAUUUCUUGAACUGGUGUCUAAGCUGAGUGUGAGCUUGUGUGUAAAGGAUGGAAAUAUCAGCAUCACGUGUACUGUUGGAGUUGGAGAUGAUGUUCAUUUUCUUUGGACAUGGCAAGUUAAUGGAAGCACUCAGAGCUGGAAGGUACCUAAGCUGGCAUCAAAGGAGCAAACCAUCUCCUUUAACGACCCCAUUCCUGACAAUCUGACCUGCACAGCAUUCAAUAGCAUCAGCAAACUAGAAAGAAAAGUACAUGGAAGCCCAAUAUGCAGAGGUCAUAUUUCAACAUGUGCUGCUUUUGUCAUAUUCAUAACAAUUAUUUUGGGCUUGCUGGUCUUGUGGAAAGAUGUGAAACACCCAAAAAAAGCUGUUGCUGAUGAAAAUGCAUACCUUGAGAUGCGUGGUGUGUGGCACAGAAGAACUCUGCCUCAGAACAGUGGAAUCACACCUAUGGACAACUCUGUUUAUGUGGUCUGCAGACCGCUUCAUCACAGCUCCAGCCAGACAACCACACUUUCAACUCCAGAAGAAGAUGAACAAGUGAAUGUCUAUGUGUGAAAUUAGGUAAUUAUUUAACAUUAGAAGUAAAUUAGAAUUCAUUGUAUUUUCUGAUUGUUUAAUGCAUAUCAUGAUUGACUUAACCAACAAUUGUAAUUUUCCUAUUUAUGUAUAUACUUGUUAGUAGAUUUGUCAAGACUGAAGCAAGAGAUAUUCUUCAGUGUCGUUUUACUCACAGAGCACAUGUUGUUGUGUUGUGCACAUGCCCGUCUCUGCAGAUUGAUCUGAAAUACUUUUGCUGACUGAUCAUUUUAAUCUAUCUCUUGAAUUCCUCUUCAUUGUUCAUUCAUUAAUCUUUACUAUGCUGUAAUGUUUUGAUACUGUAUAAGAUUUUAACAUUGCAAAUUAUUAAAUAAUUGUUUUUUAUUCUUUAUCGUAAAUAAAACUGAAUGGCUUGAAUGAAUGACUGUAGGGCAUUGCUCUUUAGAUUUAAAUUCUUUUGUAUAGUUUGUUUGGAAAACUUUAUAAGAGUAUAAGUUCAAGAAAUAUUCUGUAAGGAUUUUUGUGUUUUGAGGCAUAAACAGGGUUUCUGCAGGUUCGAAGGAAUGACAUUUAACACUUUUUAAGGCCAAAUAAAAGAAACAUUUAAGACCACUUUCGCAAUAAUAAUAAAAAAUAAAACACAUUAAAUAAUUCAUAUUAUUUAGCUGGUAAAUACAAAACCACCGAUUUGAACUGAUUUGUUUUUUGUUUGUUUUUUGUGUGUGUGUGUGUGUGUGUAAUUUGGCUUCGACCA
Molecule: messenger RNA, 1727 nt
Organism: Myxocyprinus asiaticus (Chinese sucker)
Lineage: Eukaryota; Metazoa; Chordata; Actinopteri; Cypriniformes; Catostomidae
Product: T-cell surface antigen CD2-like
Exons: 6
Coding region: 59-991 (310 amino acids)
Source: RefSeq, a predicted model, not a curated record